Molecule: messenger RNA, 4885 nt
Organism: Solea solea (common sole)
Lineage: Eukaryota; Metazoa; Chordata; Actinopteri; Pleuronectiformes; Soleidae
Gene: cdh19
Product: cadherin 19, type 2
Exons: 12
Coding region: 286-2754 (822 amino acids)
Biological process (GO): cell-cell junction assembly; cell morphogenesis; calcium-dependent cell-cell adhesion
Cellular component (GO): adherens junction; catenin complex; plasma membrane
Molecular function (GO): cadherin binding; calcium ion binding
Source: RefSeq, a predicted model, not a curated record
GUCGUAAGUGGAGGGGAUUACGCAUUGUGAGAACCCCGCACAUUCUCCACCGCAGCCGCCGCUAUUGUGGUGACUGAAUUGCUUUCCAGUACCAGGACAUUUAGUUAAGCAGAUUGUGUUUCCUUACACCACGCGACGAUCUCUCUUGAUGGCAGCUGGCGAUAAGUGCUUUGGAGGGAGACGGCAGAAUCGCACACAAACAGAGACAUGUGCUGGCAUACAAACGGCAUCAUAACAAGAUGGCAUACAGCACCGCCGGGAUCAUGGACUAUACUGUGCUGUUGAAUGAGGAAUCGGUCGCACUGGACCAGUGACACCUUCAUCCGCUGUCCGCUAAGCAUGGGAGGUGCAGAGGAAAUGCACGGGUGGACAGUAAAAAUGAGCACGCCUGGUGUUUUGGCCGUGGUGACGUUCUUUUCCAUGAUUCCUGGCGGGGUGCUGAGCGAUAUGGGAUGCACUCAGGGUCUGGAAGCCCCGCAGUUCGCCCAGGGGUCCACUCAUCUGCACCGCCGCCUGAAGAGAGGCUGGAUCUGGAAACAGCUGUUUGUCCCAGAGGAAGAUCCCACUCCUCGCGUUAUUGGCCAGAUCAAAUCGGAUUCUGACCGAGGCGAGUUUUCCAUCAAGUACAUAUUAUCAGGGGAAGGCGCCGGAGAUGCGUUUGCGAUAAAUGAGCAUUCGGGUGAGAUACGGACUCUGAAGAAGCUCGAUCGGGAGGAAAAGGCCUUCUAUGUCCUCCAGGCCCAGGCUAUCAACAGGAGAUCCAAUGAACCGGAGGAGCCCCAGUCAGAGUUUAUCAUCAAGGUGCAGGACAUCAAUGACAACGCUCCUCAGUUCCUGAAUGAGCCAUAUGUGUCCAGCAUCCCCGAGAUGUGUCCAACUGGGACCACAGUGGCCCAGGUGACAGCCACAGAUGCUGAUGAUCCCAUGUUUGGAAACAACGCCAAGCUCUUGUACUCCAUCCUGCAGGGGGAGCCCUACUUUUCUGUGGAGCCAAAGACAGGUAUCAUCGUAACGUCUUGGUCAGACAUGGACCGUGAGGCCAGGGAGCAGUACCUGGUGGUGGUGCAGGUGAAGGACAUGCUGGGCCUCAGUGGCGGUUACUCCUCCUCCACCACAGUGACCGUUAGCCUCACCGAUGUCAACGACAACGGACCCAUGUUUCAGCACCACCUGUACACCUUCAGCGUCCCUGAAAACGCAGCCGUGGGCACCACCGUGGGCAGGAUCAUGGCAGAAGACGGAGAUAUUGGCAUCAACGCCAGAAUGACCUACACUCUGAAUGAUGAUCUGGAGGGAACCUCCACUUUCAUCAUCACAACAGACCCAGUGACACAGGAGGGGGUGGUUCUGCUAGCCCAGCCGUUGGAUUAUGAAACAAAGAGACGCUUCGUCAUGGAGGCGGAGGCCGCUAACGAUCACGUGGACACGCGCUUCCUGACUCUGGACGACUUCACGGACAAGACGACGCUCAAGAUCAUCGUGGACGACGUGGACGAGCCGCCCGCCUUCCUCUCGGCGGUCUACGAGUGGAAAGUUCCCGAGAAUGCAGCGGUGGGAACUGUGCUCGGCAGCGUCAGCGCCAGAGACACCGACGCAGUCAGCAACCCCAUCAGAUAUUCACUUGACAAAAGGAGUGAUUCCACAAAAGCCUUCAAAAUGGACCCAAACAAUGGAACGAUCACGGUUGUUAGAGCUCUGGACCGAGAGGCCGCAGACUGGCAUAAUGUGACUGUUGAAGCUAAGGAGACAACUCAGAACCAUUUAUCCUCCUCUGUGGUGGUGUUCAUCAAAGUGCUGGACAUAAACGACAACGUGCCAAGGCUUGCGAGAGAUUACCAGCCGUAUAUCUGUGAGGGGACACAGGCAGGAGAGUUCAUUCAGCUGCUCAGCGCCGUCGAUGCAGAUGAACCCGUGGAAGGACACCACUUUUACUUCUCCAUGGUCCCAGACAAGCACAUCAAUCCCAACUUCACCAUCAGAGAUAAUCAAGACAAUACGGCAGGCAUCUUGGCACGCAGAAGUACUUUCACCCGCAAGGAUCGAACCCAGUAUUUCCUGCCCGUGGUGGUGACAGACAGCGGCUCUCCGGCUCUCUCCAGCACCAGCACUUUGACCAUCAGCGUGUGCAGCUGCCAGCCUGCCGGCCAUUGUCCCACAGGGGGGGUGGAGGCCCUCGCUCUGUCCAUGGGGGUCAGCCUGCAAACGUUGUUAGGGAUUUUUGUUUGCCUGGUCACACUCACAGUUCUGUCAGUUCUCAUGCUGGUGGUGAGGAGACACAGGCGGAAACAGCAGGGGGGGCAGAGCGUGGAGGUGAAGGAGCUGGAGCUGGAGCUGCCCGAAACGGUGUCUCAGAAGGUGCUGUAUUACGGCAGUGGAGGAGCGGAGUUGGACUUCUGCCAGCCCGUUGUUCCCCUGCGUCACCACCCCAGGAGGAGGGAGCGGAGGCUGCGGAGGGAGGACGUCAGGGCCAGUAUACGCAUGUCCCUCCGAGAGUCGCACCUCAUCGGGCCCGAGGACGACGUCUUCAAGCAGUUUAUUCUGGACCGGCUGGCAGACGCUGAUCAGGACCCGUACGUUCCCCCGUUUGACUGCCUCAGGAUCUACGCGUACGAGGGAUGUGGGUCGCCCGCAGGUUCCCUGAGUUCUUUGGAGUCAUCUGUGGUUGAAUUUGUACCUGAGCAGCCUGUUGGUAAUCCCCGACCCCCCUUAGUGAGACUCACCCCUUGGUACGGAGAGGAGGACACGACCUUCUGAGAGGCAUGUGAUUGGCUUUAGUUUGACAUUUUAGGAAAAUAUGGUUCAGUAAUUGUUUUUUUUUACAGCGGGUGAAACGCAAAGAAUCCCAUCUGUGUCUGUGCGGAACACGCCAGUCACUUUAUAUAGAUUUGCUGUGUUUCAGAGGCGCUGGUAGGCCAAGAUAGCUGGCUCGCUCUUCUUAGCCAAGUAACAAUAAAGCCCCAUUUCCACCAAGUAAAACAGUUUGGUUCGCCUCUGUACGUCACCACAAUAACAGAUCCGUAUCAAAAUCAUCAAUUAACGUGUUUUACGGCAGCCUUCUCUCAAACAAAGCUUGUCUUCUUAUUGUGAUAAACAUCCACAUGCCUAGAAGUAUGAAUGAGUGCCGAGUGUCCUUCGCUGUCGCUCUUUGUUUUGCUGCGUAAUGUUCUUCUUCUUCUUCGUCUUUGUGGAAUUUAUCUCCACACCACACUGUGCCACCAGUGUGACAUUGUGUUAUUUAUACAGCUGAUGCACACUUUGUAAAUGGCUCCAUCAUUUACGGCCCACACAACCCCACAGUGAUAGUUGUUGACUGCGCCGCGGCGAGCUGACCCGCACUGCACCGGCUCGGUGGAAAACGAGGCACAGGCUCGUCCACAGACGUGCUGUUUUUUUUACUGUCUUCGUAAUUACUGUGAGUUCACGCUGCACGAGUGAGCGACAGCGGGGGGGACAACGCGAGAAGCAGCGACGAACAUGAAAACACACGUGGUCACAAAAACACACUGUGAUAAGUGAUAAAGGAGAAUGAUGCGUGAAGCCCGGGCUGCGUUUGGCUUCGUUUCAUGUUUCCAGAUCCACGACUGAACAUUAAGUGAAGCAGCGCUCUCUCCCUACUGUCACUUUUGUGUUUUUCUUUUUCUGUCUUUUUCUCUCGUCUCCCACGAGCCACUGUCCUGUAUCCCCGGCUGUCGGAGUCAUUUCAGAUUUGAAUCAAAUUUACACCAUGCUGGAAACGAGGUUGGCCGUGUCUUUGAAUAUUUUACAUUUUUUGCACCUGCUGAUCACUUUCAAAAAUCAUGUCGUGUGGACUUGGCUUUUAACUGACUGCUAAUUGUGCCCACGUCGAUGACAGAGAGUGAGUGUCUUUCACCAAAUGUCACGAUUCAUUUCAAGACCUAAAAACAACACUUGUGUUAUCAAACUAAUUCGUACCUACCUCCUGCAACAAGCACUGCCAUUCAUUGUGAAAUGAAUGUAAAAAAAAAGGUCAAAUUUAAACCAAAUGUUACAUGCAUACAGGUGUCCUCCUCACCUGCUAUAAGACACUACUGGUGAUUUUUUUUUUACAGAUGCUAAAAAUGAAAAAUGGCCAUAUUUUUUCAUGGAAAAGUGACCUUUUUGUGUCUUUGCCCUAAAUUAGUGUGUUAAUGUAGUUCCAUGACUCUACAAGAACUCCAUUACUGGUUUAUGUUGGUUCAAAUGCUUUAGCGUUACGUGUGUGUUACUGAGGCAGUACACGACUGUAGGACCCUAAACUGUGGACACUGGGGAAAGACUCUUUUUCUGCCACCUGAGCUACUGAGGUAUAAUAUUUGACUAUGCUUGUAGCGGCUUUAACUGACCAGCAGCUUCAUAGUUUCCAGUUUAUUUGACAGCUACUUGCUGCUCAUUGUGUACUGGCUGGAAUAAAAGAAAAGAAAGAAAGAAAGAAAGAAAGAGCCAAUAGGUGCUUAUUAAGCUGCGAGGAAAUGGAAAGCUAGGAACAAUAUCACUGAUGCAUGCAGCUUUAAACUGGUCAUUUCAGCUGCCUUAACCAGGCUUUAUGCAAAAUAAAAAAAACACUGGCGGAUCAUUCAUUUUGUAGGAAUUAACUAUCAUGUUAAUUCCUUGUUUUCUUGUAUUUACAAUGACAUAAUGUUUUUUUUUAACUCGAUUCAUCCACAAAGACAAUUAUUGAGCGUUAAAGAGUGCAGUUAUUAUCGUGUAACAAACUUUUCCACUGCAUGCUUUCUGAUUCGUUUUCAAGUGAAUCUAAUGUUUUAUAACAGUUUGUACUCUAUAUUUUUUGAGUUGUAUAAAUGAAUGGAACUCUCCAUGGUAAGUCUUCUCCCGACAGAAGUUCAUGAAGGAAGGCAUCCAAUAAAUACCAAGUGUUUAACAUGUA